AUGAAUAAUAUUCAUAAUAUUAUUGAAUUUAUUGAUGAUGUGAAUAAUAUUGGAGGUAGAAGACCUCAAGUGUAUAAAGAUAGGCCCAAUUUAUAUGAAAUAUUAACCGACGAAGAAUUUAAAUACAGAUUUCGUUUAUCGAAAAGUUGCGUAGAUUAUUUAUUAUCAUUAUUAGAAGGAAAGCUAAAAACAGCUACUGACCGGAAUAUGACAAUGUCACCAAUGAACAAAGUACUCAUUACACUGCGUUUUUAUGCAUUGGGGACUAUGUUAAUAUCAGUGGCCGAUAUGUUUGGUGUUAGUAUAUCUUGUGCUAGUAAAACAAUAAGAGAUGUUUCGUACGUGAUUGCCGAAUUGAGUAGCAUAUUUAUACAAAUCCCUGUACAUAAUAUUAAAGAUACAAAAAUGAAGAUGUACGAAAUAGCAAGAUUUCCAUUAGUCUUCGGUGCCAUUGAUUGUACACAUGUACGAAUUCAAUCACCAGGAGGUCAUGAUAGUGAAAUUUUUCGAAAUCGUAAAGGAUAUUUUUCUUUGAAUGUGCAAGCCCUUGUGAAUUCAGAAUUGCAGUUUAUGGAUAUUGUAGCUAGAUGGCCAGGUUCAGCACAUGACAGUCACAUAUGCCGAAAUUCAAGAUUAUUUGCUAGGUUAGAAUCUGGAGAAUUUCAGAAAAUGGCUAUCCUAGGUUCCAUUAUCAGUUAUUGCACAACAGCUGGUUUCAAUAGCCAAUGA
Macrosiphum euphorbiae (potato aphid) is the source of this 729-nucleotide messenger RNA. The record is from the annotation of a GenBank genome assembly. Lineage: Eukaryota; Metazoa; Arthropoda; Insecta; Hemiptera; Aphididae.